AUGCACUCGGAUAGAAGAUCGAAGGCAUAUGAGUUAGGGGUGGAAGCAUUUUUGAACUUUUCUGUAGAAAAUCUUCUAACUACCACACAUAUCCGUUGUCCAUGUGUUAAAUGUGUUAAUUUGAAAUUGUUUGGGGUUGGAAUUAUAAGGGAUCACUUAUACUUUAAUGGAGUUGACCAAAGCUAUAAGAAUUGGACAUUUCACGGGGAACCUUGGGAAGCAGCUACUAAUGCUAGUAGAAAUGUUGAAGAAGAUGAUGACCAUAGUAGGUACAGUUUUGUGUCUGAAGAAAUAGAGAUGGAUGAUAAUGAUUUUGGUGAUUUUGGAUCUGAUCCUUAUGAGUUUGCCAAUGUGAUUGGGGAUGGAGAUCAACCAUUGUACCCUGGUUGUAGAAAGUACACGAAGUUAUCGGCAUUAGUGAAGUUGUAUAAUUUGAAGGCAAAAUAUGGGAUGAGUGAUGUCUGUUUUACAGAAUUAUUGAUACUUCAAGGCGAUUUGCUUCCAGACGGAAAUACAAUACCGGCCUCUAUGUAUGAGGCAAAAAAGACUUUGUGUGCAUUGGGGCUGAGUUAUGAGAAAAUGCACGCAUGCCCCAAUGAUUGCAUCUUGUAUAGGAAGGAGUAUGAGGAUUUAACUCAUUGUCCUAAUUGUGGUAUCUCAAGGUGGAAGGAAGGCAAAGAUUCAAUCUUGAAAGAGGGUGUGCCAGCGAAGGUGGUGUGGUAUUUUCCUCCAAUUCCAAGGUUUAAAAGGAUGUUUCGAUCACAUGAGACCGCUAAGAGUUUGACUUGGCAUGCUGCUAGAAAAUCAAUUGACGGUUAUAUGUCUCAUCCAGCGGAUUCCCCGUCUUGGAAACUUCUUGAUGAUAAAUGGCCCGAGUUUGGUAAUGAGCCGAGAAACUUGAGAUUGGCUCUUUCAUCUGAUGGAUUCAAUCCCCACAGUUCUCUAAGUAGCAGAUAUAGUUGCUGGCCAGUUAUCUUAGUUACAUAUAAUCUCCCUCCAUGGCUGUGCAUGAAACGAAAGUUCAUGAUGUUGACCUUAUUGAUUUCCGGUCCUAAACAGCCUGGAAAUGAUAUAGACGUCUACUUGGAGCCUUUGAUUGAUGAUUUAAAAUCUUUGUGGGAUGGGAUUGGAGGAGUGUAUGAUGCACAUAAUGGAGAAUACUUUACACUCAGAGCUGCAUUAAUGUGGACAAUUAAUGAUUUCCCCGCCUAUGGAAACUUAUCUGGUUGUGUUGUUAAAGGAUAUAAAGCUUGUCCAAUAUGCGGCGAUGAUACACCUAGUCACAGGUUGAAAAAUGGCCACAAAAUUUGUUACAUUGGGCAUAGAAAAUGGUUACCGAUCAAUCAUCCAUAUAGGAGGCAACGUGCAGCUUUUAAUGGGAAACCUGAAUAUGGCACGCCUCCUGAGCCAUUAACCGGAGAAGAAGUGCUGCAUAUGGUUGAAGAUGGUGACAGAGUUUGUUGGAAGAAGAAAUCAAUAUUCUUUGAUCUCGAGUAUUGGAAAUACCUUCCUGUGAGGCAUGUCCUAGAUGUUAUGCACAUUGAGAAGAACGUUUGCGAUAGUAUCAUUGGUACAUUGCUGGAGAUCCCUGGAAAAAAUAAAGAUGGGAUUGCUGCUCGAUUAGAUUUAUUGAACAUGGGGGUCAAAACUGAUUUGCAACCCGAGUAUGGAGAAAGACGUACUCGUUUGCCUCCCGGGCCUUGGAAUUUGUCAAGAGCAGAGAAGAGAGAGGUUUGCAAUUCUUUCUAUGGUAUGAAGGUCCCUGAAGGUUAUUCUUCAAAUAUAAAAAAUCUUGUAUCUUUACAAGAUUCAAGACUUCUUGGCCUUAAAUCACAUGAUUGUCAUACCUUAAUGCAACAAUUGCUCCCUGUGGCAAUUCGUUCUGUUUUGGAGAAGCCUGCAAGGUAUGCAAUAACUCGUUUGUGCUUCUUCUUCAAUGCUAUAUGUGCAAAGACUGUUGAUGUUUCCAAGCUAGAUAAGUUGGAAGAAGAUGUAGUAGUUACUUUGUGUUUGCUUGAGAAAUGGAUGUAUCCGUUUGAAAGAUAUAUGAAAGUGCUAAAGGGGUAUGUUCAGAAUCGUACUCGUCCCGAAGGUUGCAUUGCUGAGCGGUAUAUAGCUGAAGAAGCUGUAGAGUUUUGUACCGAGCAUUUAUCUGAUGUUAGUACAGUUGGAGUGCCUUCAAGCCAAAAGAUGGGAGUUUCAAAGCCAUUAUCAGGUUGCACAGUGAGCGUAGUUGAUCGGGACCUGUUGAACCAAGCACAUCUAUAUGUCUUGGAGAAUACGGAGGAAGUCCUACCUUAUAUCGAGCAACAUAUGAUCCACAUCCAAACCGCUUAUCCAAAAUUUAGAAAGAGAACAAAGUGGCUGCAGGAUAAGCACAAUAGCACUUUCAUUCAAUGGCUACGCUUCAAGGUUCAAAGUGAACUUAAUGAGGACAAUCAUGGCGUAUCAGAAAAUUUAAGGUGGCUAGCAGCUGGUCCAAACAUGGCAGUGCCAUUAUAUAGGAGCUAUCUCAUUAAAGGUAUUAAAUUCAACAUCAAGGCACAAGAUGAUGUGCGGACAACUCAAAAUAGUGGAGUUUAUUUACUUGCACAUACUAUGCAAGUUGCUAGUGCCAAGGAUAAAAACCCAAUUCUCUCAAAUAUGGGUUUCUAUGGUGUCAUUCAAGAAAUUUGGGACCUUGACUACCAAAAGUUUACAAUCCCAGUCUUUAGGUGUGAUUGGAUUGAUAAUACUUCUGGUCUUGUAGUGGACGAACUUGGAUUUACCCUUGUAGAUUUGAGUAAAAUUGGACAUAGGAAUGACCAAUUUGUUUUGGCUUCUCAAGUCAAACAAGUAUUUUUUGUUGACGACCCGAUGCAUCGUGGUUGGUCGGUAGUGUUAUCAAUGCCUAAUAGAGAAUAUAAUGAUGUUAUUGGUGAUGAUGUCUUAGGUGAUGUGAGAAUUGAGUGUGAGCCAUUUACUAGGGGGAUGCCAAAUGUUGACACAUUUGAUGAAGUGGUGGUUGAGUUAGGGAGUCAAAAUAUUCGAGAUGGGUGUGAAGAUAUAUGGGUUGAAUGA
Prunus armeniaca (apricot) is the source of this 3060-nucleotide messenger RNA. The record is from the annotation of a GenBank genome assembly. NCBI's taxonomy places the organism in Eukaryota, Viridiplantae, Streptophyta, Magnoliopsida, Rosales, Rosaceae.